Messenger RNA from Metschnikowia bicuspidata var. bicuspidata NRRL YB-4993, 570 nucleotides. RefSeq lists its product as uncharacterized. The record is from RefSeq and is a predicted model, not a curated record. The coding region runs from base 1 to 570 and encodes 189 amino acids. Lineage: Eukaryota; Fungi; Ascomycota; Pichiomycetes; Serinales; Metschnikowiaceae. The transcript has a single exon.
AUGAGUGGCUUACGUACUUCUGAAAAAGAACACUAUACUGUCGAAAAAUUUGAGCCUGAUUCCGGGAUAUCACCAGCUUCGCCUACCGACAACGUGAUCAAACCCCGGGCGUCAAAUCUGCUAGAGAGGACUGAAUCAAAAAAGCCAAUCAAAUUUACAGUACGGAAAAUUUCGAGGGAAGGAGGUAUGCCCAUAGAAGAAAAAGGAGGAAAUUUACGACCCAUUACUCAGCGUUACGGGAACUUACCAGAGAACAAAUCCCGUGCGAUUGAUAGGAAAAUGGGUGACAAAGCGUAUCAAUUAAAGCACAAUCAAUCUAAGUACGAUGAAUACGUGACGCGCAUCGACAAGAUCGAAAAAGAAGUCCGCUUUUUAAGUACUCUCCUUCCGCCGUAUAAUGUGGAAAUUGACUACCCAACUCGCCUGAAGAUUACCCGGGCCAUUGAAAAAUUGAGAAGUAAAAAGGAUGAAAUCGAGAAGAGGAAAUAUGAUCUUGGAAUGUCUAUUAGUCGAUUGUGGCGCGAAUUCGAUGAAAACAAUACUUGGGUACGAUCAGUUAGCAAACACUAA